GGAGCGGUUAGAGGUGAAAGGUCAAAGCCUGGGUUUGGAUGAUCAAGCGGGUUGCGGACUAGUAAAGCACACAUUAACUUUUGUUCGUAUUCGCUUGUUCUGUAUGCAGCUGAAUUGCUGAUAAACAAGCUAACGCAUAUUUAAGUGUGUAUUCGGUGUAAUGGCUGAGAGACCAGAGGACCUCAAUCUUCCCAAUGCUGUCAUCACGCGCAUUAUAAAGGAGGCAUUGCCAGACGGAGUUAACGUGUCCAAGGAAGCGAGAAGAGCGAUAUCUCAAGCAGCCAGUAUUUUCGUUCUCUAUGCAACAUCCUGCGCAAAUAAUUUUGCUAUGAAAGCAAAAAGGAAGACUCUGAACGCUGGAGAUGUGAUGUCCGCUGUGGAGGAGAUGGAGUUUGAGCGCUUCUUACAACCCCUGAGGGAAGCUCUUGAAGCUUACAAAAAAGGUCAGAAAGGCAAGAAGGAGGCAACUGAGCAAAAACGCAAGGAUAAGGAGAAGCAAAACACGGAUGAGAAUGACAAGAGUAGAGAUGAAGAGGAGGAUGAGCAGGAGGGAGAGAAUGAAGGAGAGGAAGAGGAUGUGGAGAAUUGAGAGGAAACAGGAUUAUUUAAUUGUUCAAUCCGUCCUGGUUUCCAUCAACUAUGGCAAAUGGCAGUUUCCACAUUAAUAGUGCGACAAAGACAAGACUAUGGUUCUGAAUGUGUAUUACUUAAUGAAAUUGAGCAGCUGUGCAAAAAUAACUGUGGCAACAUUCCUGCUGAGAGCUCAUUUGAAUACAGUAUGGUAUAUUUCAAGAGAAACUGUAAAAGGUCUCUUCCAAAUUCACUUUAAUCAGUUUGAUACAACACUGUAGUGGCUAUAGGAUUGAAGCAAGUAAAUGGUACUGUUCCCUGGUCAAGAAAUGGGGGGGGGGAGGGUGAAAGAUGUUGAUUUAGGAUGACAAAUAAGAUGUGGGCAGCUUAAAGUACUCAUUUCAUAAUGUUCAGCUGUUAUUAAACUUUUUAUACUAAGCCAGUUUUUGUAUAACUCAGGAAUAUUUGACUAGAUGUAAGCGAUUUUUUUUUUUUUUUUUUCAAAUAAAUAGCUUUAAUGGUU
This is a messenger RNA of Carassius auratus (goldfish), 1093 nucleotides long. RefSeq names its product DNA polymerase epsilon subunit 3-like. Gene Ontology annotation, cellular component: epsilon DNA polymerase complex; CHRAC. Lineage: Eukaryota; Metazoa; Chordata; Actinopteri; Cypriniformes; Cyprinidae. Gene Ontology annotation, molecular function: protein heterodimerization activity; chromatin DNA binding. Gene Ontology annotation, biological process: leading strand elongation; heterochromatin formation; DNA damage response. The record is from RefSeq and is a predicted model, not a curated record. The transcript is spliced from 5 exons. The coding region runs from base 161 to 589 and encodes 142 amino acids.